AUGUCACACCCGCCGGGCCAUUCGGGUCCAGCACCACCUUCAUACGACGACGAGCCACCCUCUUACGGAUACAACGAGAGCGUGUUGACGUACGAUACAAACGAUGGUUUACCUCACCCAGUGUCCGAUCACGGCCCGCAAGAUACGUCGACGAUGCGACUGCUGCCUUCGGAAGGUAGUUUUGUGGACGACAACCUUGACAGAUAUUCAGCGGAGGCAGAUGUCGAUGGGGCGCAUUAUAGAGACGCGCAGUUUGAAGCCCCACACCGCCGACUGUAUGUACACCCAUGUGUUGAAUCUUCUAUUUCCCAUUCAGAUCCCUCCCCGCCGUUAAAGAAGGAUACCGCGGAGCAACCAUCCAAGAAGGUGCCGGAUACUGGUCAGAGGAAGUCAAAUCUAUCGCAGGGAUAUUCUACAAUUCGGUUUUGCUCUACUACCCCGGAACUAAUUUCACAAUGCUCCAGCUCAACACUAUCUCAGGCCAGAUCUAAGGAUGGAACUAGGCUCCCGAAAGGAAAAACGGUCCAUUGGAAGGCGCCCGCAGCCUCUGGUAUCCCGAUAAAAAGCUCCAAAACUGGAAUUGCCUAUGAUCCUCUAAUGGUUCCUCCUCCGCUUCGAUUGACAACGCCCAAACCAGCUGUAAAACCGAGGCCUGGAGCCCAUCUGGAUUCGAUUACCCGCAGUGGACUGUUAUCGGGCCAAAACCGGAUGGGACUUCCCAGUGUCCAAGAGCCGAUUUCAGAAGAUAUAGCUAACAAUUUACAAUAUAGAAGUUCUGUUUCGGCGGCUCGAUCAUCGCGAUACCAGCCGCUCCAUCACCAAAACUACUCGACAACGUCCUUUGCGCCCUCUCGAUCUCCAUCACGCCUUAGUAACGCGCCGAGCAUUCCACCCCCAAACGUUUCCCGAGAUGCUACACAACGCCCCGGAUCACCUAACCGACCUUGGUCACCAUCGCGAGGCGCCGAAUGGGCGAGACAAGCGGGCCCAGCUACAGGCUUAAAUUAUGAGCCUGCGGAUAUUAAUGGCAGCCCGCGCCCUGGUACCCCAAGCUCUCGAUAUGGCGGCAGCCCGCAGCGACCUCUUCCGCCGGCACCGUUAUUUUCAGGGCCAGCACCGGUAUCAUCAGCUGGUGAAGCUGCAAUCAAUAUCGGCGAUGGAGGAAUCAACGACGACCCCUUUGGAGGAGAUGGGAGGACAAUCAACCCAAAACGAAGUUCUCGGGGGAGUGUAAAAUCGUAUGGCUCUUAUAUGAGCGAAUCUACAGUGGUCACAGAAGAUAAAGAAACAAUGAGAAAAAUUGAUCUCGAGGAUGACCAUUCAGAAAGUAAUUUUGACCCGAAUCUUCACUAUGGACCUGCUCCCACGGGCCGUCAAGACCGCAGAGGUGUAAGGCAAGCUCAAAUGACCAAGAAAGAGGUCAAGUUGAUCAACGGUGAGCUUGUCUUGGAGUGCAAGAUUCCGACCAUUUUACACAGCUUUCUCCCUCGUCGAGAUGAUCGCGAAUUCACUCACAUGCGGUACACGGCCGCAACCUGCGACCCAGACGACUUUGUGCCUCGAGGAUAUAAACUCCGCCAGAAUAUGGGCACCACCACGCGCGAAACGGAAUUAUUUGUCUGCAUCACCAUGUACAAUGAAGACGAAAUCCACUUCACGCGUACCAUGCACGGUGUGAUGAGGAAUAUCUCCCAUUUCUGCUCCAGAAUGAAGUCGAGAACCUGGGGAAAGGAUGGCUGGAAGAAAAUCGUGGUCUGUAUCAUUGCGGACGGAAGACAAAAAGUGCAUCCGCGGACGCUCAAUGCCCUGGCGGCGAUGGGCGUGUAUCAAGAUGGCAUUGCGAAAAACAUCGUUAACCAAAAGGAAGUUACGGCUCAUGUUUACGAGUAUACGACGCAGGUCUCGCUGGACUCUGACCUGAAAUUCAAGGGUGCAGAGAAGGGAAUCGUGCCCUGCCAGAUCAUCUUCUGCUUGAAGGAGCGUAACCAGAAGAAACUUAAUUCUCAUCGAUGGUUUUUCAAUGCCUUUGGGCGCGCGUUGACGCCGAACGUUUGCAUUUUGCUCGACGUCGGCACCAAACCAUCGCCUACCGCUUUGUACCAUCUCUGGAAGGCAUUUGAUCAAGACUCGAAUGUCGCUGGCGCCGCCGGCGAAAUCAAGGCCGGCAAAGGCAAAGGCUGGGUGGGUCUAUUCAACCCCCUGGUCGCGUCGCAGAAUUUCGAGUAUAAGAUGUCGAAUAUCUUGGACAAGCCCCUGGAGUCGGUCUUCGGCUACAUCACUGUGCUUCCUGGUGCGCUGAGUGCCUAUCGAUACCACGCACUGCAGAAUGAUAGCACAGGCCAUGGGCCCCUGAGCCAGUACUUCAAGGGAGAGAUGUUGCACGGGAAAAAUGCAGACGUUUUCACGGCUAAUAUGUACUUGGCUGAAGAUCGUAUUCUGUGCUGGGAAUUGGUAGCGAAGAGAGAGGAUCAAUGGAUUUUGAAAUUCGUGAAGAGCGCUGUGGGGGAAACUGACGUGCCAGAUACUGUCCCUGAGUUCAUCUCGCAGCGACGACGUUGGCUUAAUGGUGCCUUUUUUGCGGCAGUCUACUCCCUCAUUCAUUUCCGUCAAAUCUGGAAAACAGACCAUACCGUAAUGCGGAAAAUACUUCUACAUAUUGAAUUCGUUUAUCAGUUUGUGAGCUUAAUAUUUACCUUCUUUUCUCUGGCAAAUUUCUAUAUAACUUUUCAUUUUAUUGCCGGCGCUUUGGCUGCCAAAGAGGUGGAUCCAUUUGGGCAUAAUAUCGGACAAAUAAUUUUCGUUGCACUGAGAUAUGCUUGUGUCUUGCUAAUAUGUCUACAAUUUAUCUUGUCUAUGGGUAAUCGGCCUCAGGGUGCAAAGAAAAUGUUCUUAUCCAGUAUGAUUGUGUACAGCAUCAUCAUGGUGUACACGACGUUUGCCGCGCUGUACAUGGUAGUAAUGCAGCUCAAGUACCGCGACGCCAAAGACAAGGAGCUGAAACUGGGCAACAACAUCUUCACAAACAUCAUCGUGUCCACACUCUCAACGGUCGGGCUCUACUUCAUCAUGUCCUUCAUGUACCUCGACCCGUGGCACAUGUUCACGUCAUCGGCGCAGUACUUCGCGCUGCUGCCCAGCUACAUCUGCACGCUGCAGGUAUACGCGUUCUGCAACACGCACGACGUCACGUGGGGCACCAAGGGCGACAACGUGAUCCACACGGACCUGGGCAUCGCGCGCACGACGGACUCGUCGACGGUCGAGCUCGAGAUGCCGUCCGAGCAGCUGGACAUCGACAGCGGCUACGACGAGGCGCUGCGCAACCUGCGCGACCGCCUCGAGGUCGCCGCGCCCGAGGUCUCCGAGGCCCAGAUGCAGGAGGACUACUACCGCGCCGUGCGCACGUACAUGGUCUCCGUGUGGGUCGUCGCCAACGCCGUGCUCGCCAUGGCCGUCAGCGAGUCCUACAGCAACAAGCAGGUCGGCAGCAACGGGUACCUGGCCUUUGUGCUGUGGGCCGUCGCCGGCUUGGCUGUGUUCCGCGGUCUGGGCUCCACGGCUUUUGCUGUCUUGAAUAUCGUGCACAAGGUGGCCGAGGGCAAGAUGAAGUUCUCCCUGGGGUCGGGAUCGUCGUCGUCUUCGUCGUCUGCGGGCUCCGGCUCGGGCGGGAGUAGUGCGGGCGGUGGGAGUAAUGUGGGCUAUAUGCAUCGGAACAUGGGUGAGAAGGUCAAGGAUUUCUUUAGUGAGAUGGGGUGGAAUAUGAAGAGAAGAGUGGGUAAGCUGGCAUUUUGGAGAAAGUGA
Molecule: messenger RNA, 3801 nt
Organism: Ophidiomyces ophidiicola
Lineage: Eukaryota; Fungi; Ascomycota; Eurotiomycetes; Onygenales; Onygenaceae
Gene: CHS2
Product: Chitin synthase, class 2
Exons: 4
Coding region: 1-3801 (1266 amino acids)
Cellular component (GO): cell septum; cell periphery
Molecular function (GO): chitin synthase activity
Source: RefSeq, a predicted model, not a curated record